Lactuca virosa is the source of this 309-nucleotide messenger RNA. NCBI's taxonomy places the organism in Eukaryota, Viridiplantae, Streptophyta, Magnoliopsida, Asterales, Asteraceae. The record is from the annotation of a GenBank genome assembly.
AUGGGGUUGAAUCUCGAUAGUGUGGCUGCUGCUGUUGCUUUCCCGACCAGCGUUCCCUCGUCCCUCCGACUUGUCGUUCGUCCUGCUGUCGUUCUCGCUGACGGGUUGCGUCGCCACCUAGCUCCGCCAUCGCUGGCCGCUGUCGGGACGGAAGAAACACGUUGGUUUCAGUCAUUGCCCUCGGUGGAGAGUCGCAUCUCCUUUACUCUCCGUUCUGUUGCUGUCGCUGCUUCUGUCGUGGCUGAUGGGGAAGAUCGGCGGUGGGACGAAGAAAGUGAGGAGGGGUUGGCCUUUGCCGCCGUAAGCUGA